Molecule: messenger RNA, 2325 nt
Organism: Equus quagga
Lineage: Eukaryota; Metazoa; Chordata; Mammalia; Perissodactyla; Equidae
Gene: CHRNA6
Product: cholinergic receptor nicotinic alpha 6 subunit
Exons: 6
Coding region: 1-1482 (493 amino acids)
Biological process (GO): chemical synaptic transmission; signal transduction; monoatomic ion transmembrane transport
Cellular component (GO): postsynaptic membrane; neuron projection; synapse
Molecular function (GO): transmembrane signaling receptor activity; acetylcholine-gated monoatomic cation-selective channel activity
Source: RefSeq, a predicted model, not a curated record
AUGCUGACCAGCAGGGGCCAGGGGUCCCUUCGCUUCGGUUUGUGUCUCUGGUUGUGUAUACUGAUACCUUUCUUUAAAGGCUGCGCAGGCUGUGCAUCUGAGGAGAGGCUCUUUCACAAACUGUUUGCUCAUUAUAACCAGUUCAUCAGGCCUGUGGAAAAUGUUUCUGACCCUGUCACGGUGUAUUUUGAAGUGGCCAUCACACAGCUAGCUGACGUGGAUGAAGUAAACCAGAUCAUGGAAACCAAUCUGUGGCUACGUCACAUCUGGAAUGAUUAUAAAUUGCGCUGGGAUCCAAUGGAAUAUGAUGGUAUCGAGACUCUUCGCGUCCCUGCAGAUAAGAUCUGGAAGCCUGACAUUGUUCUCUAUAACAAUGCUGUUGGUGACUUCCAAGUUGAAGGCAAGACAAAAGCUCUUCUCACGUAUGAUGGCAUGAUAACCUGGACUCCGCCAGCCAUUUUUAAGAGUUCCUGUCCUAUGGAUAUCACUUUUUUCCCUUUUGAUCAUCAAAAUUGUUCCCUGAAAUUUGGUUCCUGGACAUAUGACAAAGCUGAAAUUGAUCUUCUAAUCAUUGGAUCUAAAGUGGAUAUGAAUGAUUUUUGGGAAAACAGUGAAUGGGAAAUUGUUGAUGCUUCUGGCUACAAGCAUGACAUAAAGUACAACUGUUGUGAAGAAAUAUACACAGAUAUAACCUAUUCUUUCUAUAUUCGACGAUUGCCAAUGUUUUACACCACUAAUCUGAUCAUCCCUUGUCUCUUUAUUUCCUUUCUAACUGUGUUGGUCUUUUACCUGCCUUCUGACUGUGGUGAAAAAGUGACACUUUGCAUUUCAGUUCUGCUUUCUCUGACUGUGUUUUUGCUCGUAAUCACAGAAACCAUCCCGUCCACGUCUCUCGUGAUCCCACUGGUGGGCGAGUACCUACUGUUCACCAUGAUCUUUGUCACCCUGUCCAUCGUGGUGACUGUAUUUGUGUUGAACAUACACUAUCGCACCCCGACAACACACACCAUGCCCAAAUGGGUGAAGACGGUUUUCCUCCGGCUCUUACCCCAGAUCCUGAUGAUGGGGAGGCCUCUGGACAAGACGAGGGAGGCAAGUUCUGAGAAAAAGCGCAAAGGCCUUCCCAGUAGGCCUGCCAAAGUCAAGUUGGAUCAUUGCAGACAGCCCAAACGUCUGAAAGAAUCCUGCCACUGCCAUAGAUCAGGUGAGCUUGCCACCAGGAGAAGGUUAAGUCAUCAGCCUUUACAGUGGACGACCGGAAGUUCAGAGCACUCGCCUGAGGUCGAAGACGUGAUUGACAGUGUUCGAUUCAUAGCAGAAAACAUGAAGAACCAAAAUGAAGCGAAGGAGGUGGAAGACGACUGGAAAUACGUGGCCAUGGUGGUGGACAGAGUAUUUCUUUGGCUAUUUAUCAUUGUCUGUGUGUUUGGAACUGCAGGGCUGUUUCUACAGCCACUACUGGGGAGCACAGGAAAAUCUUAAGACUGUAUUUUCCUCUUAUCUUCAGAAAGUAGAGAUGCUUUAUUUGUUCUCUGUUCCUACCACAAGGGAAGGGGCAUAAAGCUUUCCCGUAGAUGACUAGAUGAAAAAAGAGGACAUUAUUGCAAAUUAGGAGUCCAAAUGCCCUCUUAUGUAGCAGAGAGGGGCACUUGAAGACGCGUUAACACUGGCGCCCAGAGCUGGCAGCACUCACAGGCUUCUCUUGUCUGUACAUGAUGGGAAAGACCCACCAUAGAGCAAAUCCUGUACGGCAUCAACCCAUGCUAGAAGGACGUUCUGUCGUACCUCCAGUUCAUGCUGCUUGUCAGCACAAUGACACACGCCAGACGUGAAACUCUGGAGCCUGGACCUCGCUGACAUUUGCGACACUUGUGAACUAGUAUUACGUGCUUGCUUUCUCGUGCAUGUCUCUGUGAUGUAGCUCACACACUUCUGCAUUAUUUGAUACGUUAAUAGGCAAAAAGCGGGUGGUCUGAGUCUAUCUCAGCGGGCUGUGUUUAAUUAGCAUUCAUAUCGCAUGAAACUUGAGUGGGAACCCAGCACGAUGCUAGGCAUCGCAAGUGUAACAGAAAUAGGUUCUUGUCCCCAAGCACUUGCGGCUUUUUAGGAAAUGUCAUAAACACAAAGAUCUCCAAGAUUAGGUGUCAUGUGGGGAACAUAAUUAGAGCAAUCAAAAUAGUGGAAUGACGUGGUAGGGCCGGGCAACCGGAAGAACCUUUGUUAUGGGUCAAAAAGGUAUCUUUUCUAUAACACUUUCUAUUUGUUCAUUGUAGCUGAGACUGAAAAUAAAAUUAUUUCUUGGGGCCGGCCCCGUGGCUGAGUGGU